This is a messenger RNA of Suillus paluster, 803 nucleotides long. RefSeq lists its product as uncharacterized. The record is from RefSeq and is a predicted model, not a curated record. Bases 72 to 578 code for a protein of 168 amino acids. The transcript has 2 exons. NCBI's taxonomy places the organism in Eukaryota, Fungi, Basidiomycota, Agaricomycetes, Boletales, Suillaceae.
UGCUACCCAUUGUCAAGUGUGACCUGAAAUUACGGGGAGGUCAGUCUCGAAUCUGUCCUAAGGCAGUGUUCAUGUCCAUUCCUCUCCACACAGCUCAUUGCUCUCGAACGAAGGCAGAUCGCUCUGGGCGCGAACUAUGUCCCCACUGGUCGACAGCGAGCUCGAGCUCGAGCUUGUCCUCAAACUUGUUCCCCUCAACAUCAUGUCCACUAAUAUUUCUGGCGACGAAGCCACACAGGCAGGUGGACUCGAGAACGAUGCUCCGCACGCCGAAUUCACGUUCCUAUCAGCGUGUUGUACCGCCGACCGCGAUGAGAAGACACAUCAAUCGGACACAUCAACCUCGCAGCUUGAUUUCAGUUUUAUGGGCCUUAUUGGCGCGCUAUGGGUGGAGCUUUCUGUUCAAGGAUUUCAAGAAGGCUGGUGGCAUGCAUAGUGCACUGUACAGAGGCGGCCGCGGCACUCAACCAUGCUAUAGACGCCGUGAAGAAGAUACCGGUCGAGCAGAGGGUCUGGAUGGGGCAACACGUCACCUCCUCCGUCGACACCGUACUACGACUGCAUCGCAAGUGACAUGACCACGCUAUUGUCCCCACCUGUAUCCGGAUUCCAACGACCGUGGCAUCAAAUUGUACAUCACAGGGAGCUCAUUCGGCACGGUGCCUGCGCAGAUAUUGUUUGACUUCAGAUUGUUACAAAUCCUAUCUUCUUCAUCAUGACCGGAUUCAACAAACUCCAGAACUUCAUGUCAUCAGUACUCCUUUACGCCCUCCCGCACGCAUCAUGCUCAUUGUUCCAUGCAC